Lodderomyces beijingensis is the source of this 1065-nucleotide messenger RNA. Lineage: Eukaryota; Fungi; Ascomycota; Pichiomycetes; Serinales; Debaryomycetaceae. The record is from the annotation of a GenBank genome assembly.
AUGGCUACGUUUGAAAUCCCCGAGACUCAAAAAGCAGUAAUCUUUGAAGAGUUCAACGGCCCCUUAAUCUACACCGACAUCCCCGUGCCCAAGCCGGGCCCCAACCAGAUCCUAGUCAACAUCAAAUACUCCGGUGUCUGCCACUCCGAUCUCCACACCUGGAAAGACGAUUUCCCCGGCGUCACAUGCGGCUUACCUUUAGUCGCGGGCCACGAAGGCGCCGGUGUCGUAGUCUCCCUAGGUGCAAAUAUCGAUACUGCAAAUUGGCAAGUGGGAGAUUUGGCAGGGGUGAAAUUGGUCAACAAGACGUGUUUGAAUUGUGACUUCUGCCAACAGAGCCAAGAGACGGCGUGUCCCCUGGUGUUGUUGACGGGUAUCCAAUGCAAUGGAACUUUCCAGCAGUAUUGUGUCGUUGACGCGGUGCACGCUGCCAAGUUGCCUACUGAUAUCGACUUGACUUCCGUGGGACCCAUCUUGUGCGCGGGUAUCACCGUCUACAAGGGUCUCAAGACCUCCGAGGCGAAACCGGGGCAAUGGGUCGUUAUAUCGGGUGCUGCAGGUGGGUUGGGCUCGUUAGCGGUGCAAUACGCAAGGGCCUUGGGGUUGAGAGUCGUUGCCAUCGAUGGAGGUGAAGAACGAGGUAAAUUCGUCAAGGAUCUUGGCGCCGAGGUGUUUAUCGACUUUACAACCACCGAGGAUGUCGCUGCCGAGGUUCAAAAAGUCACCAAUGGAGGCGCACACGCUGCGUUGAACGUGUCGACUUCGGAAGCUGCCAUCCAACUGAGUAUCGGAUUCGUUAGAUCGCGCGGUACCGUGGUGCUUAUCGGAUUGCCUAAGGGCGCUCAAGUCACCGUGCCCGUGUUGCCUGCUGUGGUCAAACAGAUUAGCAUCAAGGGCUCCUACGUUGGAACCAAUUGGGAUACUACUGAGGCUAUCGAUUUCUUCCAUAGAGGCUUGGUGAAAUGCCCCAUCAAGACUGCUGGUUUGAGUGAAUUGGCGGACAUUUUCCAAUUGAUGGAAGAUGGUAAGAUCAUGGGUAGAUACGUCUUGGAUAUGUCAAAGUAA